Bursaphelenchus xylophilus (pine wood nematode) is the source of this 1294-nucleotide messenger RNA. The record is from the annotation of a GenBank genome assembly. NCBI's taxonomy places the organism in Eukaryota, Metazoa, Nematoda, Chromadorea, Rhabditida, Aphelenchoididae.
AUGCAAGGCUUUGUGUGUGAAGACUAUCAUCACAGACCAGCUUUAAAGGAGCUGGUGACACCUAGAAUAACAAAUCAGAAGGAGGUGUUGAUCAAAGUCAAAGUAAGAUUUUUUUGUUUUGUUGUCCGUAUUUUAGGCGUCGAGUGUAAACCCCAUUGAUGUUUGGAUGUCCGAAGGGUAUGCGCAUGAGCUGAUGACUGCUGUACGCAAUGUUGAGACAGGGAGAUUUGCCGCGAACGCAAGACUCCCGAUUACUUUUGGACGAGAUUUCAGUGGAGUUGUGGUGGAAGUAAGCGGUUUUUUUCUAUUUUUAUCUUCAUGGCUUUAAAAUAACAUUGAAUUAACACUUAGGAAAUCUUGUUUUAGGUUCCCACCGGAAGUGGUUUCCACGCUGGCGAUGAGGUAAUCGGAGUGGUCCCACCUUCUUGGCCAGGCGCUCAUGCUGACUAUGUGGUCACCAGAACUGAUUGUAUAGUUCCCAAACCAAAUGCAGUGGAUCAUGCACAUGCCGCUGCAAUGAUUUACGCAACAGCAACGGCUUGGUCAUCGUUGACUACGGUAAGAUUUAUCUGACCCAUUUUUUUUAUCUUUAAUCGAAUUAUAAGGGCGUUAAAAUGUGAUGUAUUUAGUUCGGUCGUCUGAACUCGGUCAACUGUCGCCAUCAACGAGUCCUUAUACAUGGAGGAUCUGGUGGUGUCGGCACUUCGACAAUUCAAAUACUCAAAUAUUGGGGUGUCCAAAAGAUUGUAGCAACUGCCUCCAAGAAGAAUCAGGAUCUUGUGAGGAAACUGGGGGCGAUUCCUUAUGAUUAUGCGGAUCCAAAUAUCAAGCAUGAUCUCUUGAAGGAAGCCCCGUUCGACCUUAUCCUUGAUUGCACCCCCAGAACAGAGCUGACGGAUUGGUCUGACACACUGCUUGGAUUGUGGAGAAACUCUAUUCAUCUCACCCUGACUAGCCCAUUGAUGCAACAGACGGAUCGUUAUGGAGUUCCACUCGGAUUGGCCACGACUACCGGAACCUGGCUCUGCAGGAAUCUGGAGGUAAUAAAUAGAUUUUAAAAAGAAUUAAUUUUUUACGUUGUAAUCAAUUUCAGAACUUCCGAAAAGGCCGCGCUUUCAUCUACGCCUACUUCAUACCCGACAAGGAUGCCCUCAACCUGUUGUCCACCAUGAUUGAUGAGGGAAAAAUGGUCCCGAUCGUGGAGAAGACCUAUCAGAGGGACCAGAUCGCCGAAGCCUAUGAAAGAGUGGGUCAAAUGAAGGGUGGCGGGAAGGCUGUCAUCUCAUUCGAAUAA